Molecule: messenger RNA, 2627 nt
Organism: Carassius auratus (goldfish)
Lineage: Eukaryota; Metazoa; Chordata; Actinopteri; Cypriniformes; Cyprinidae
Product: zinc finger protein 518A-like
Exons: 3
Coding region: 291-2627 (778 amino acids)
Source: RefSeq, a predicted model, not a curated record
AAGAGGAAGCACAUGCUGUCUUCUUAGAGCUGUACUUUUCAAAUCUGUUGCAUUUGCAUUAAUAAAAGAAAGCUUGUUUCAGAAACUGAAAGCAUACAGCUAGGCAUUAAUGCAUCGAUGCAAUGCAUGAAAUUUAGACAAUGCAAUUAGACAUUAGUAUGAUGUGGCAUGCAGGUAAUCCGUUCUUUUCAUGGUUUGAGCUGCUGUUGUCCCCGGAUUGAACUGUCAUGGCUGCCGCGCGCUGUUGACUGAUUCUGGUUGGACAGGAGGCGGAAAAGCGCUGGCUCAGUAUGAAUGGGGUCAAAGCCAACCCUGAUGCUCAGGUUGGGAAUGAAACGAGGGACAAUUGGCAUAAACGCCUACGUCUCAGGAAGACCUCUUUUUCGUUCCCUGUGAAACAGGAGAGGAAUGUUACGGCAUGUGGAUGGAAACUAACAGAGAAGUCCAAAAAAUGGCCUCGACGUCUGGAGGCGGCAAACACCUUCACCUGCUCCACGUGCAACGAUGGCAUCUCCUUCAGACCCCGCGAAUUAACAAUGCAUUAUAAGAUCGCCCAUGGAGGCGAAGGAAGCCCCCCGAUGUUUCCAUGCAACAUGUGCAAUUUCUCCUCGCCAGUGUUCACUACGCUUCAGCAGCACCGAAUGCAACACGAGGAUUGUUUGUUCGCUUGUGAGAUUUGUGAUGACGGCGUCCAGCGAACGCUUCCCCAACUGACCAAACAUUGUCAAACCCAGCAUGCUCUAAACGGUCAAUACCACUGUCCGAAGUGCAAACUGUCCGUCUUUGAGAUUAAGCAGUUUGUGUGUCACUCGUGUUGCAUUACUAAUGGCGAUGCACAGAAAGACGAUCUCUUAAAGCACGUGACUGCUGCAUGCCGUCAAAGGUGGAGCCGCAGGAAUUGGUGGAGAAAGCGGCCACACGUCAAGCAAGACAUGUCCCAAGAGUUCAAGUUAUUACGUCCAAAACCAGAAGCGCAAUGGACGUCCCAAUUGCUCCCGUUCUCCACACCCGGUCUACUGGACGACCACGGCGUCUUCGUGGAUCCAGAGAAGACCUUAGAGGAAACGCAGCAGUUUCUCGAGAGGAACAUUUGUAGUGCUAAAAACUGGCCUGUGUGUCUUAAAAGCGAGGAAGCGGCAACAACACCCCAUCCAUCAAAAACGAAUGCGAAGCGAUGCGUCACGCCACACACUGGGAAACAUAAGCUAAGUGGACUCAUGGAGAAAAACAAUAUAUCCAUUCCCCCAGACUGCACUACAAAGGUAAUCGGAGUCAAGAUGUUGGACGGCAAAAAGCAUUUAGUUCUCAAAGUCAUUCCUUCAAACAACCGAGACGCUUCGAAGGAUACUCGCACUGUGAAACCUGCCGAUCAGCGAGACGAAUCCAAAGAUAUUUCAAUCGCUAAUGCCUCAGGAAACCGUUCUCAGGUGACUUUUAUAAAGCCUUCGUCCCAAAGACAGUGUGUAGCACAGCGGGACUUUUUGUCUUCGGUGUUUGAGAGGAUUAAAAGCCAACAAACAGAUGGAUGCAACAAUCAGGAACAUGCACCCGUUGAAGCACAUAUUCAAAGUCCCCGUGCAAAAACAGCGGAAGACUGUCAAGACACAUGCCAAGGAGAUUCAGGAUGCCAUAGUGAUCUGACCUCGGAUGCAAGUUCUUCGGAAGAAAGAUGUAGGUGUUCACGACUCCUUCCAGCGGUGUUUGAUGAAGAACACAAUCUUGCACUGGAUUCAAACUGCAUUAACCAUCAACCAAACACAUGCUCCAUCUCUGGGUCUGAUUGCGUGAGUCCGUCCUCUAGAUCUCCCUUGAAGGAUGGGACUGAGUCUUUGUGUCAAAGUGAAGCAGGGGGCCUGUUAUUCCAUGGCAAUGCUGACGAAUGCACAAACAACAUGGACCCCAGAGAUUCUCUGGUCCCAGUAGAAAGCCUCGCUGCUCCAGACCCGCUUCAUAUGGUGGGUGAGCUGCCUUUAACAACAGCCAUCCAUUUGCUGGAUGAGACGAGAGAGGACUGUACGUUAUCGCCUAACGUCGGCUCUGAUGAACAUCUGAAAGAUUUAACACACGCCGGAGAUACAAGCCAGCGAUCUGAUCCGGUCUCUCUCCCGCCUGAUGUUUCAAACUCUUCCACAUCUGCAUCAGUUUCUGGAUCCAGCUCGUCAGUCGUCCCUCUCGCAUCGCUCAACAGAAAGCGCAUGGUGGAAACGUCCUCGGCUGACCCUCCCAUCAGUAAAUCCCAGAAGCGAUCGGAAGACUCUGUCCUCUUCUGGGAGCCGGUGUCUCGAGACGCUUCGGUGACUCUUCGACUGAUUCCCUUCAGCGAUUCGCAAUCCGUUAAAAUCCCUCGCGACGACCAGCCGGUCAUAGUCCUCAACCAUCCCCACACUGAUAUCCCCGAAGUCACAAACAUCAUGAAAGUGGUUCACAAGCACAAAGGAAAUGUGCAACGUGUCGUACUUUCUCGUAAAACUCUCCGAGCUCUUUCCGAGUUCAACUGCGAAUCCUUUCGCCGUAAUUUCGUCGCUGCUUGCCACGCAUCCCACCGCGGGAGAGAAUGGCCAAACGGGACGGUUAAAGAACGGUUCGGCUUGAAACUGAGGCUGAGAAGAGUGUGUGGAAGAAAGUAA